This is a messenger RNA of Arabidopsis thaliana (thale cress), 336 nucleotides long. RefSeq names its product self-incompatibility protein-like protein. The coding region runs from base 1 to 336 and encodes 111 amino acids. Lineage: Eukaryota; Viridiplantae; Streptophyta; Magnoliopsida; Brassicales; Brassicaceae. The transcript is spliced from 2 exons. The record is from RefSeq and is marked reviewed.
AUGAUAAACUCAUCCAUAAUCAAUCUCAAUUCUUAUGUCUGCUCAAUUUUCAUUAUGUCCAUAGUUGUGAUAUCUUUGAUAUGUUCAUUAGCUCUUCAAAUUCAACAAGCUAAAGAACCACUUCGAAAUCAUCUUACGAGAGUCACGAUUCAAAAUGAUAACGAUUAUCUUCUUGGAAUCCAAUGUAAACCAGGAGAUGAUGAUUUAGGCUUUCACAUUCUUACUAAAGAUCUGUUGCUCUGUUUUUCAUCAUGCAGCCACGUGAAACAGAAGAUGGCACGUAGAAUACGAUUAACAAAAACCCUAAUAUUUAAUAUGGAUGAGCUUUGCACUUGA